Cucurbita moschata (crookneck pumpkin) is the source of this 2035-nucleotide messenger RNA. RefSeq names its product pentatricopeptide repeat-containing protein At5g56310-like. Gene Ontology annotation, molecular function: RNA binding; protein binding. Gene Ontology annotation, biological process: RNA modification. The record is from RefSeq and is a predicted model, not a curated record. The transcript has a single exon. The coding region runs from base 342 to 1814 and encodes 490 amino acids. NCBI's taxonomy places the organism in Eukaryota, Viridiplantae, Streptophyta, Magnoliopsida, Cucurbitales, Cucurbitaceae.
UACUGUCGAAUGCAAUCUAUUCACUCGUAUUUCAUUCUCUUUUUCUCGCGCCUUUUGUUUUGUUUUCUUUGCGAUACCGAGCCGAAAACGAAGGCGAAAGAAGCUCCAACGAACCCGAAGGAGAAUGAGAAAGGAAAAGUUGUGGAGCAUCCCUACCAACAAGACGUGGGUAACUAAACAAUUUCACCCUUUGGCCGUCAACUUCACCCCUUGCUGACCUUCCUUCUCCGGCGAGCUACAGCGGCAUAACCACGAGCGGCCUACACUACCGGCGACUCAUUUAGACCUUACAAGCUUUCAGCUUAUAUUUCUGGGCUAUUCUGUGAUUUUGGUAGGCAUCCAUGUCUCAGAGCACUUCUCGUUUCUCUUUAAUUCUCAGAAACUGUGCUCGUCUUAAUGAAGUUGCUCAAGCAAAGCAAGCACACGCGCAAAUCCUAAUUCAUGGUUUGAUUCCACAUUUAACUCUUGUGACAGAUCUCCUUUUGGUGUAUUGCAAAUGUGGGGUUCUGCAUGACGCCCGCAAGGUGUUUGACAAAAUGACUCAGAGAAACAUGCACUCCUGGAAUAUCUUGAUUGCUUCUUAUGUUCAUAGUUCUUUACAUUUUGAUGCAAUUAAUGUGUUUAACGAGUUUAGGGGACUUGGUUUUCUGCCUGAUCACUAUACUUUGCCCCAGAUGUUUAAGGUUAGUGUUGGUAUAGGAGAUGUUUAUAUGGGGAAGAGACUUCAUUGUUGGACAAUUAAGCUGGGGUUUGAAGGAUAUGUUGUGGUAGCCAGUACGGUUUUGGAUUUCUAUGCCAAAUAUGGGGUUGUGGGAGAUGCUAAGAAGGUGUUUGAUAAUAUGAUUUUGAAAGAUACAAUUUCUUGGAACUCAAUGAUUUCUGGGUAUGGGAGGGCUGGGCUUUAUGGGGAUGCAUUGGAUUGUUUCAAGCGCAUGCUCUUUGAAGGAGUGAAGAUGGAUAUCAUGACAAUUCCUAGCGUUUUGAAUGCUUGUGGAGGGGAAGGAGAUUUGAGAAAAGGCCAAGAAAUUCAUUGCUUAGUUUUGAAGAGUCAAUUAUUUGUUGCUGAUGUUGCUAUUGGGAACUCAUUGAUUGAUAUGUAUGCAAAGUGUGGAAGCCUGUUUGAUGCUGAAGAGGUCUUUAGGAAUAUGAGUAGCACGAAUAUUGUUACAUGGACAACAAUGAUAUCUUGUUAUGGGGCUCAUGGGAAAGGAGAGAAAUCCUUGGCACUGUUUAACAAAAUGAAGGAUUGUGGAAUCCAACCCAAUUCUGUAACACUAACAGCCAUUUUGGCUAGUUGCAGUCACGCAGGUUACAUCAAUGAAGGGUGGAGAAUUUUCAAGUCUUUUGUUUCAGAUUAUGAGGUUGAACCGACGGUAGAACAUUAUGCUUGUGUUGUUGAUCUUCUGAGUCGCUUUGGCUUUCUGCAGGAAGCGUUUAUGUUGAUAAUAAAUAUGAAACACACAGCCGCAGCAAGCGUUUGGGGUGCUCUGCUUUCUGGUUGUAUGAUGCACAAGAACAUUGAGAUAGGAGAAAUUGCAGCUAACCGGCUUUUCAAGUUGGAACCUAAGAAUCCAAGCAAUUUUAUAGCCUUGAUUGGUAUAUAUGAAUCUCUUGGAAUGUCGCAUGGCGUUUCGUUGACUAGAGGGAAGAUGAGAGAGCUGGGUUUGACGAAACUCCCUGGUUGUAGCUGGAUAACCAUUGAAGGAGUUGUACAUAAAUUCUAUGGAGGGGACAAGUCUCAUCCUUUGGGGUUGAGAAUAUUUGAAACGUUGAGUGCAGUAAAACAAGCCAGUGUAAACUGUGAAACGACUUGAAUUAACAGAUCCUAUUCAAGUAAGGUUGUAAACUGUGAAACGACUUGAAGUAAAGGAAUAAAAGCUCAAUGGUUAUCACAAAUUCUGCAGCAACCGGCCGGAACUCGAGUUGUUGGAUGAUUGGUUGAUGUAUCAAUUGACAGUAACCACAUUUUCUAGAGACCACUUGAAGGUGUGAGAUACCAUAUCGGUUGGGAGGAGAAUGAAAUAAUUUUAUAAGG